UUCAAAAAGUAAACAAACACCUUGAAUGGAAAAAUCAUAACAAAAAAAUGACUACGCGUUUGGAAGCCUUAUGGAGCCCCAUUCCGCAGCGUUUUAUUAUAUGGGGCGGCGAUACGAUAACUUCGUACCAAUUGGCUCCUAAGAAAGAAGCAGGGCCCGCCAUAGGAGUGUAUAAUGUAUCAAAAACCCACGUCGGCGAGCUAAUCUGCUCGGCCAGUAACCAACAUCAAGUAAAAUGUAUGGAUAUAUACCCGCAUUCGCAAGGGGAUGAAAUCGUGGCCUUGGGAGGCAGCGGCGGAAAAGUCACCGUAACCUACAUGGCCAAACUGGCUUGGGAGGGCAGCGGAUUACCCAAGAAGGAGUUCACGGCUAAAUGCCCGAGGCCCUGUACGUCCAUACACUUUAACCCUGUCGAUUCCCAUUUGGUCGCUGUCGGGUUUGAGAAGUAUAAACCCGAUAACUCCAUAAUGAUCUUUGACAUUACGCAAGUGUGUGCCAAAAGGGACCCUAUAGUGGGGACCGGUGGGGCCUCGGAAUCCUCCAAACCCGUAUGGGAGAUCGGCAUGUCAGAACACUGCCAGAACUUGUCAUGGUUUCAUAAUAACAGUAAAAUAUUGGCCACCGGGAUGAAUAUGAAGUUUAUUAGACUGUUUGAUAUCCGAGACUUGAAUGUGGUCAGUUCGACUGUAACAAAAGCGGCCCUGGGGGUGUGCACCAACCCCAAAGAUGACAAAUAUUUGGCCUCGUAUUUUGAGAAUCAAGUGUACGUGUGGGACACCAGGAAUAUCGAGAAACCGAUACAGAUCUUGCCGCAACCAAAACCAGUGUUGAAAGUCGCUUGGUGUCCUACCAAGUGUAAUUUGUUGACCACAUUGCAAAAAGACAGCGGGACUAUUAGUAUUUAUGACAUCCAACAGCCGAGCAUUGGAAACGAGGAGGUGGAACCCACGGUGAUGGAACGAGUGGUCAAUUUAAAAUCCUUGUAUCCGUUGACCUCGUUUAGUUGGCACCGGAGUGACGAGAACCGUAUUUUGACCUCUAGCGGGUCAAACUCUUCGGGAAAAAUUGAGGUUAAGGACUACAGGGUCUAUGACCGGAUCACCCUUAAUUUGACCCCGUACUUCGAGUUAUUUUGGUCCCACGGUAAAAAAAUAUUAAAAUGUGCAGACUUGAGGAAAGUGCAGGAUGGCGAAGACAUUGCGGUGAAGAUUCAGAGGAGGGCCAAGGCACAGUAUGGCUUGGAGGACGAGCUAUACAGGAACGCGGAAAUGGUAAAAGAAGACGAGGUGCUCUCGAACGUGUGGCACUGGCUCCACUUGAGCGCCAAACUGGUCGAAGAAGGCCGCGUGGCCACGCCCUCUUUGAGCACCGCCCACAAACACCCGGGGGUCUUGUCGGUGCUGACCGGGGGCGAGACCACGGAAUCCUCCCCCUCGGAGGUGAAGACCGUCUCCUGGACCGACCUGGGGCACCCCAACUGCAAGGGAAACGUCAAAUUUUACAUGCGUCCGGACCGUAGCAUGGCCCUCUUGUUGUGCAGUUGGCCCCUGAAUAAUCACCUGCAAAGCGUCGCCGCCUUCGCGGAGCACUUGGAGAGGGAGGGGGCGUACUCCAGAGCGGCCGCCCUCGCCGUGUUUAACCUUCAGGUGCCCUUGGCGAUCGAGAUCUUGAACAGGGCCCCCUUCGAGGCCGGUCUGGGGUACGUGGGGAUCGCGUUGGCCGGAUUUUCGAACGAGGACGAGAGUAACUGGAAGCGGUUCUGCGCGAGUGCGGUGAAGAAGAUCGCGGAUCCGUAUCUGAAGGCGAUGUUCAGUUUUUUGAUGAGCGGCAACAAUAAUUACGAGUGCGUUCUGAGAGAGACCGAUAUAGCGGUGGACGACAGGGUGGGGUUCGCCCUAGUGUUCCUAUCGGACCACAAGCUCCUAGACUAUUUGAACCGACUGAGCGGGGAGUUGUGCGAGCAGGGCAACUUGGACGGUUUAUUAUUAACCGGUAACAGCCCCCAGGGCCUAAAGUUGUUGCAAAACUACUUGGACGACACCGCGGACAUACAGUCGACCACCCUGGUGGCCGUCAGGGCGUUCCCCCACGAACUUGACUCGCCCACUGUGAAAAACUGGAUCGAAAACUACCAAGAAGUGCUGAACCGCUGGAAGUUCUGGUUCGAACGGGCCGAGUUCGACUUAAUGUUGGUAAAAAACAAAAACGAGCGCCCCCCGCCCCAGAUCUACAUGUCGUGCACCUACUGCGGCAAAAACAUCUCCGCCCACCUGAGAACGUUGAAAAACCAACAGUUUUCCCGCCUUAACGUAGCAGGAGCCACCAAUAAACUGACAGGUUGCCCCCACUGCAGGAAACCGUUGCCCCGCUGCAUCAUUUGUUUAAUGACGAUGGGAACGGUGGUGGGAGACGUGGAGGGGAUCAAACCGCAAUCGUUUGACAAUUGGUUCACGUGGUGUCAAAGUUGUCGUCACGGGGGACAUUCCAGGCACAUGACCAACUGGUUCAAGGAGCAUCUGGAGUGUCCCAUGGUGGGGUGUUCCUGUAAGUGUUACUCUCUGGAUUACACCUCUCCGGCGAAUUAGGGUUUAAGUGCUAAAAGUUCCUUAAUUAUUUUGUCAUGUAUGGAAGGAUUACGAUAAUAAACUUUAUUAAUAAA
Messenger RNA from Anthonomus grandis grandis, 2659 nucleotides. RefSeq names its product GATOR complex protein MIOS (gene mio). The transcript is spliced from 13 exons. Bases 48 to 2585 code for a protein of 845 amino acids. Gene Ontology annotation, cellular component: cytoplasm. Gene Ontology annotation, molecular function: protein binding. The record is from RefSeq and is a predicted model, not a curated record. Gene Ontology annotation, biological process: cellular response to amino acid starvation; positive regulation of TORC1 signaling. NCBI's taxonomy places the organism in Eukaryota, Metazoa, Arthropoda, Insecta, Coleoptera, Curculionidae.